AGUCAAUGCGACGCGUCCCGUGUAACUUAACUUUACUUGGACAUAACUUAAAAUAUAUUGUGAUAACAAUAUUUUGAAUUAAAAAUAUAUAUGUGUAGUGAAUUGUAGUGAAAAUGUAUAACGAAUUUAGUCGUGUUAUACCAAAGUUACUUUACUUAAUUUGCGUAUUCUUCCUGUUAUACGAUGCGGCAGAUGCCCUCGUGUUGCGCGCAUAUAUAUCUCAACACGGUCUUCAUGGAGAAAUUGAAUUCUCACAUAAAAACGAGACUCUAAUGAGUAUUAGAACAAAUCUUAAACCAACCUUGCAGUACCCGGAUGGAGUCUGGAGGUGGACAAUUCAUGAAUUUCCUGUAGACUAUCGAGAUGUAUCCGAUUCUAGAUGUUCUGAAGCGAAUUUGGGAAGGGAAUUAAUCGAUUUAACAGAAGAACUUGGAUACUUGAUAAUUCCCGGAAAAGAUCAUGCAGAAUUCGAAAGCCAAAACAGUUUAACGGGACCUAACGGUCUUUGGGGGAAGAGUAUAGUUUUUGAGACGGCAGAAAGGGAUCGAGUGAUCUGUGCAUCGAUACUGUCUACUGAUAAGCUUUAUGAGAAACAUGCAGUCGCUAGAUUUACAGCUCCAGUAGCGGGAACACUAAAUUUUAGGUGGUUAUCAGCGAGUGAGUUUGGCGAAUCUGAUUCUUACGUACAAGCUGAUUUGUAUCAUACAAAAGCUAUUACGGAUAAGGUUGAAUUUACCGAGCACAAAUGGAAAUUAUUUGUUACCGAUAUCAUUAAUUCUCAUAGGGGAAUCCGUGAAGACAACUGCAAUAUACUCCAACUAAUAUUCGACCCUGAUAACAGCGGUGAUGGUAUGAGUGUAGGCGACUUAGAUAGUCGUUUGGGAUUGAUCAAAGUUGCUACAGAUGCUAAUAGGAGGAAAGCAAAAACCUUAUUUAAGGAUGAAGUGUUGAAUGUAUUGAGAAACGAUAUGGAAGUGACGAAGAGGAGUUUGUAUGUAGUUAUUUAUGAUAACAGGCAUUCGGAGAGUUUCUUGGCGUGUGCUAAGUUGAGACCGAUGGAACCCAAGAGCACCAAAGCAUUGAUAAGUAUGGACGGUGUUCUCGGAUCUGUAGACUUCACGCAACGGUCACCAUUCGACCCCACAUGGGCGAACUUUCAACUAGGAGCAGCAGAUCAGGACUACGAGUCUAACCUGCGCUUCGUUAGUUCCAUGAUACAGUACAGCGUGAGGGAACUCCCGCCGAAGCUUCUAGAUGCUUCUCACAUUAACCACGUGUGUAACACUACAGGCGGGAUCUACAAUCCUAGUGGUGUUGAUUUGAACAACGUUCCUCCACCAGGAAUGGGUACUCAGGACCAGUAUCCCGUGGGAGAUCUCCUCGGCAAAUACAAGGAUCGUACCGAGUAUCUGAAUCAUAAGUACCUACUGCCGGGCCUGGCGAACGAGCUCAGCGGGGCUUACUGGGACGUGUUCCUACCCCUACAAGGGGUGCAUAGUGUUCUACAUAGGGGCUUGGUAUUGACAAGGUGGGUUUUGAUAAAAUCUAAUAUUAUAACUACGGAAGUUUAGAUAUGUGGCACGAUAUUGCCGUAUGAGUAUGGCACCGAGUACCAGACCCUGAUGAGCUCCGCCGAAGUGAUAUUCCGCUACCCUAUCGUGGGCAGGGUCAUAUUCAGACAGCCACUAGGCAAACCCUGGGAAGACACCACGAUCAUCAUCGAGAGCAUGGUUCAUGCUGAUGGAGCAAACGUGAACAACACGUUCGAACACCGGUGGGCGAUACACGAGAAACCUCCUGGAGCCGACUAUUACAACUGGACGGGUAGAUGCCUCAGCGCUGGGAAGGUGUACGAGCCACAUGGCAUAGACAUCGACACCAGACACCCGGACCAGUACUGCAGAACGGGACUCGAGGGUUUGUGUAGACUUGGAGACUUCACCACGAGACAUGGUAUGUUGAACAUGGCUGGGAAAAAGGUGGACAGCGCCCGGCUCACCAGAAGGCUGUUCACCGACACGGUGGUCGGCCUGGCAGGGAAGCACUCCAUCAUGAAAAAAUCUCUAGUUAUCUACGACGAUCACGGACCAGUCGCGAGAGGCGAACGGAUGGCGUGCUCCAUUGUAAGUGCUCUUCAACGUCGUAAAGCAGUGGUUCGAGACUGGUUCGGAAACGGCGACACGGUGACGUUACGUGGCAAGAUCGAGAUGACCCAGCAAUCGGAGUACGAUAUAACUAACGUACAAGUCACACUCGAGGGACUGCAAGAUGUCAACAAUUAUAAAAUACAUCCCGUACCCGUGGAAAGGGAGUUAGAGUUCCCUUGCGAGAAGACAACCAUAUACGACGCGUAUAAUCCUUUCAACGUGAACAGGUCACUCAGCCCGCCGCCUACAAAAGGAACUGCUGACCAAUACGAGCUGGGAGAUUUGGGUGACAAGUAUGGGUUGUUGGAGGAUACACGCACAUACACAAUGGCUUACAACGAGACGCAGAUCUCUUUGUAUGGGCCAUACAGUAUCAUUGGGCGAUCUGUUGCUUUACAUAAAAAGAGUCGAGACCGUCGCUGGGCAUGCUCCUCCGUCGAGCGAGGGUACAGUCCAUCGGAAGCUCGGGAGCUUCGCGCUAUAGCCUCAUUCCACCAUCCCGGCGGGUUCGCAUUUGGGUACAUCCGUAUGACACAGCUUAUACACAACGAUGGCAGCGCUAGUGAUACAGUUAUAGAAGUCAAAUUAAGGCAUCCUGGCGUCAGAGACAGGAAUCUGACAAUGAACCACAAUUGGAACAUAUUCGUGAACCCGGUAGGUGUGGAUGCGGCGGUGAAGGUGACGAACACUCGAUGCGUUGCAGGGGGAUACCGGUGGAACCCAUACUUCACUCAGCUGGCAGAUCCACUGAAUCACGACCUGUACAAUCAAGAAUGUGGCGCUGAUAAUCCGUUACGAUGCGACGUUGGUGAUCUUACAGCCAGACUUGGAACUAUCAACGUGGGUGCAGAGCGUCAAAUGUUCGUGGACAGCAACUUCCCGUUGGAGGGCACCGUGAGCGCGAUGGGUCGCUCCAUCGUCAUCUUCGGCUCGGAGAGGAGCAACGAGAGGUUCGCCUGCGCCAAUAUUGAGCCCGACAAGGACAUCAUCAAAUCUUUCAAUAUCAUGAAGCCACCAAGAUUUGUACUCGGGCUGUUCUUGUCGGAGGUGCGGCGCGUGCUGGGCGCGCCCGAGUGGAUGGUGGGCGUGGACGCGCGCCGCACGCGCACGCUGCACACCGGCGCGUGUCUGCAGGUGUUGCUGCACUUCAGCGGACCACACGCCAACCGCCUCGAGCUCGACUUCACCAAGCUGCUAGCAUCAGGGCGGCUGGAUGAGCCAAGCAUAUUCAUACCUGGUUACGUUGAAACUAAAAGGAAGAAGACCACUUCAUACAGACAAUGUGGGGUCACGGAUCCCAAUGAGAAGAAAAGUGAGUAA
Molecule: messenger RNA, 3467 nt
Organism: Achroia grisella
Lineage: Eukaryota; Metazoa; Arthropoda; Insecta; Lepidoptera; Pyralidae
Gene: Rsod
Exons: 16
Biological process (GO): superoxide metabolic process
Molecular function (GO): metal ion binding
Source: RefSeq, a predicted model, not a curated record